This is a messenger RNA of Sinocyclocheilus anshuiensis, 3058 nucleotides long. RefSeq names its product tetraspanin-7-like. NCBI's taxonomy places the organism in Eukaryota, Metazoa, Chordata, Actinopteri, Cypriniformes, Cyprinidae. The transcript has 8 exons. The coding region runs from base 67 to 816 and encodes 249 amino acids. Gene Ontology annotation, cellular component: plasma membrane. The record is from RefSeq and is a predicted model, not a curated record.
CAGGCGGAUCUAGAGUGACUGGAGCGCAGCAGCGGAGAAUCACAGCAGCACAAACCCACUGCGCUCAUGGCAUCAAGGAGAAUGGAGACCAAACCAGUCAUUACCUGCCUCAAAACGCUGCUCGUCGUCUAUUCCUUCGUGUUCUGGAUCACGGGGGCGAUCCUGCUGGCGGUGGGAUUAUGGGGGAAGUUCAUUUUGGGUCCGUACAUCUCUCUGAUCGCUGAAAACUCCACCAAUGCUCCCUACGUGCUCAUCGGGACCGGGACCACCAUCAUCGUGUUCGGGCUGUUCGGAUGCUUCGCCACGUGCCGCGGGAGUCCAUGGAUGCUCAAACUGUACGCCAUGUUCCUGUCUCUGGUGUUCCUGGCAGAGCUGGUCGCUGGCAUCUCGGGCUUUGUUUUCCGUCAUGAGAUCAAAGGCACCUUUCUGAGGACGUACAACGAGGCCGUUCAGAACUACAAUGCCCAAGACGAGAGGAGCAUUGCGGUGGACAACGUCCAGAGAAGUUUGCAUUGUUGUGGUGUUCUGAACUACACCAGCUGGUUCUCCAGUGUUUAUUACCCUGUGAAUGGAAUUCCUCCGAGCUGCUGCGCUAACAUCUCCGACUGCAACUCCUCAGACCUGCGAAAUGCCACCAUAGCGCCCACCAAAAUCCAUCAGCAGGGCUGCUAUGAGCUAGUGACGGCUUUUAUUGAGACUAACAUGGGCAUUAUUGCUGGAGUAACGUUUGGAAUUGCAUUCUCGCAGCUGAUCGGGAUGCUGUUGGCCUGCUGUCUGUCACGAUUCAUCACUGCCAAUCAGUACGAGAUGGUGUAGUGGCGUGUGCACAGGCACAGAAGACGUACGACACCUUGGAAAGGGAAAGCAACCCAAAAAUGCUAGCACACUCCAUUCUUUCUCAUCUCUUUUUUAUUCUCUCUCUCCUUUUAUCUUUCAUUCUGUCUUUCCUGCCUUCUUUUUUCUCCUUUCCGUCAUUCCUUAAUCAUGCAGUUGUGCCAUAACCAAAGCCUCUCCUCACGAAACGUCAGCGUUAGCGAGGAAAAGGAAAUGGUUUUAAGAUGCACGCGUACUUUACUCUGUACAAAAUCCUUGCAUGCGAAAACCAUCUUACACACACACACACACACACACACACUACAACUAAAAUCAACAGCGUUUCUGUAACACUGCGUCCUAACCAGUCACAUAAAAGCCAAUCGAUAUUGCAAUCUCUCUCUAGCUACAUAUCAUAUAUGUUCAGGUUAGCUGUGGUUUUAAGGCUUUUUCUAUUUUUAGACAGAGAAAUUACUUAAUACUUGGGACAUUAAGUGUGAUCUGUUAGGUAUUUAUCCCGUUUUUGAGAAGAAAAACUAUUUAAAAGCUGUGUUUUUCUUAUCUAUCCACCAUUUUGUCAGCUUGGUUUCUAUUUGUCACAUUGCAGUUGGUAUAGCUCUGCCCACAGUGAAUUCUCAUUGGUCCAGAUAGAUGUAUAUUACUCUUCAAACGUUCUGAUUGGCUAUUUCGUGGCUUUGCGCAGUAUUUUCACUCCGUGUUCACACAUCUGGUUAGGACACGGUGUUACUUAACCCCUAAAAAGUGAGAUUUGUUAGUUAAUUGCCUUUUCAAGAGGAAAACUAUUAAAAAAGGAAAAAAUAUAUAGAUGACAAGAUGUUUUUGUUGUUGUUGUUGCUGUUGUAAAAUCUAUGGCAAAGGGGUUUAUCUCAGAAAUGGCUUUUUUGUCUUAUAUCAUUUGGAUUUCAUUUUUUGCUCCACAUCUCAGUGCUGGGUUGAAAAUGAUUCGACAUAAUACAAGUACAGAGUCAAAACCGUCAAUUUGUCUUGACGUGAAAGCCAAAAACAAGCAAUUUUCUGCCACAUAUAGCCAUGUACAGAACUCACAUUUCGACUGAAGUCUUAACGUGAGCAUUUAAAACUAGUGGCUUUUACGUUGUUGUAAGACAAGCAGAUAUCUCAGAGUACUAACUGAACACUGUUUAAUGGCUGAUUUAAUGGGUAAUUAUGCAGUUUAUGAGUUGUAGUUACAGUUUCACACCAUAUCUACCUUGUGACACACUGUAUUUUCUAUUAUUUUGUGGCUUUUUACUGUAGGAAUGUAAUCACACUGAGCGUCUCUUUCAGCGUUGAGGGAUGUUCAUGCUUAACAGCUCCGAAAAUGUUUGGUUGUUUUCAAGCAGAUGAAUAUAUGCAUGAGAUAAAUGAAGGCUAAAGAUCAUUUCGGUAUGAUUACAAAUAUUUCUAAGAAUGCUAUUUUGUUUUAAAAAUAUAUGAGUGUUAGACCUAAAAAAAAAAAACGUUUUCGAAAGGUUACCAUUUGUCAAAACACUUUGUAAAAUUGUUAUAUAUAUGAUAUGAUUAUGCUAGCAGGAGAACAGCUCUUAAAAACAGUUGGAUAGUUAAAAUGCUGGAAGAAUUUGAUUUACAACUCUAUAUGAAUAGGAAUAAUCGCAGGUUUUCUGGAGGUCAGAGUCCGAGGAAUUCUAGAAUCAUCACUUAAGUUCUUUAACUCAGUUGUUUGCAUAAUAAAACGCUUUAUUGGUUCACAGUUUUUGCAAAAAUGAACCAAGCUUUAGACACCUCUGCUGUUUAUUUAUUGUUUAUUUAUUUGCAUGUGUGGUAGAAAUCGCUGCAGUCUUUGGCUUAAUGGCUUUCUUUACUUUUUAUUUUGAAUCGUGAAGUACUGUCAACUGAAUUCCAUAUUUACGGGUGUCAAUGUGCAUUUGUCUUUUUUUAUUUCAUUUUGUGUUGUUGUUUUUUAUGGUUUUCUCAUUGAUCAUUAAUUUUCAUUUAAGACAUAUAGCUGUUAUAUUAAUAUGUUAAACCAUCAUUUCUGCAGCUGCCCCUUGUGUUGAUGGGUCAUUAAGUAUUAGAGUCCAGAAUUCAUAGUCUGAACACACGUGAUGAACUACACAUCUCCAGAUAUACGAGCGGAGUAAUAAUAUACUUUGUAUAAUAAAAAGAAAACUUUUUAAAAUGCAUCACCAGCUAGCAUGCCAACAAAAUGUAAGUUGAUAUUGUAAACAACUGUGAUCUCUAUUAAUAAAAUGGUUCUUCGUCAUUA